GUCAUGACAUGAUGUCACUCCUGUAUCAUUUUUUAGAUGAAUGGCUAUUUAUCUUCUCCGCAGAUCCGUUCUUCAUACCUAGGGUUGUAAAAAUAGUCGACUUUGACUUGAAGAACUUUAGAAUUCGAUCUAGGGGCUGGGGCGAAGAGUUUAACAAAUCCAAACAUCCUCAGGCAAGUUUUAUUGGCACGGAGGUAAAAGCAAUAACCUAUUCAAGCAUGCAGAUACAUGAUAAGGAUGAUAUGCACGAAGUCUUCGUGAUUAUUGAUAUAUAG
This is a messenger RNA of Protopolystoma xenopodis, 275 nucleotides long. Lineage: Eukaryota; Metazoa; Platyhelminthes; Monogenea; Polystomatidea; Polystomatidae. The record is from the annotation of a GenBank genome assembly.